AUGAAUUAAAGGCCAAUUAAAAAUGGAUAUCUGUAAUUAAAUAAAAUAAGCUAAGAUAACAGAAACAUAUAUUUGGACUUAAAACUACUAAAUAUUUCUAUUUGGAAGGCACUCAAUUUCUAAUAUUUGAAGACGAUAAAGUAAUUUCAUAUUUAUAACCAGACUCAUAUUCCCUAAGAAAGAGUCGAUCUAUCAGGUUUCAUUGUAGAUGGCACUUGGCAAGAGGACGGUUAUUAUACUUUCACUCUCAGACACUUAUAAUAAGAAAUAAUGAUGCAAUUU
Paramecium octaurelia is the source of this 282-nucleotide messenger RNA. The record is from the annotation of a GenBank genome assembly. NCBI's taxonomy places the organism in Eukaryota, Ciliophora, Oligohymenophorea, Peniculida, Parameciidae.